AUGCAUCUCAAGAAGUACCUUGGCGAGAAGACGUUCCAUGGCUAUUUACCAGAAGGAAAGCGAUGGAUUAGGGCAAUGAAUGUGAAUGUGAUAAGCCGAUUGAAUGCCGCGAUUCGGUGGCGCUGCGCUGUCAAUUGUCGUCGUGUCCAUGCGAGUGUUACUCUCAGAAGCCAAGAACUUGGAGAUGAUGGUCUACCGAAAGAUUAUAAAAUAAGGACGUUGAAAGCUGGAAGCCGACGUCUCGAUACCUUUGUGAAUCGCGCUAGCGGGAAAAGUAAAACCCCACAGGAGGAAAGCAGCGGAGGAAUUCUCAAAAUUCUUAUUCGCAUGUCCUGUUCGAAGGCGCACUGA
This is a messenger RNA of Ostertagia ostertagi, 351 nucleotides long. Lineage: Eukaryota; Metazoa; Nematoda; Chromadorea; Rhabditida; Trichostrongylidae. The record is from the annotation of a GenBank genome assembly.